AUGUUGAAAGCUUCGUGUUUUCUUCUUGCUUUGCUCAUGGUAGCUUCAGCACAGGAAUUAAGAGGCACUCCAAACCUUAAAAUAAGCACAGACGACGUCUAUGAGUUUCUUGGCGGUUUUAUGAAUGGUCUUGAAGGUAAAGUCAGCACUCCAGGCCCUUGCUAUCAAGCUCUCGCCUCUACAAACGAAGAUUUCGUUGCUAUUAUUUCUGAUGUGGUCAGAGUUUUAAAUGGAGACAACUCUGCAGUUAGCCAACUAAUUACCGACUCAGAAGCUCUUCUCCCAUUAUUAUUGCCUCUUGAAAGCCAAUGCCAAUGGGGCUUAUUAUACAACCAAACCAAGGCCUUGAUUGCUGGAGGCUAUUCAACUAUCCUUCUUCGUUACAGCAUGCACAUCAAGACAAUGACAGCUGACAUUUUGACUAUUAAAAAUUGCAAUGCAAAUUACACUGCAUGUGGCUAUGCUGCAGGAGAAAUCUUAAGAAUUGAGCUCAACUGGAAACUCAACACAAAUCUUAAAGCUGAUCCUAACUCCCACCACUUAAAUUGGAGCAAAAACCCUCCAAUUUUAAAGGAAGAGCAAAUUUUUUUUUAAAAUUAAAAAAUUAUAUUAAACAUUUUUCUUUAUAAAAAAUAUAAAUACCUUGAAUUUUAAUUUAUUUUUAUGAAAGAAUAAUUAAAAAUUAUUUAAUUUAUAUGAAAACUGUUUAAAUAGCAUUUUACUUGCACUUUUUCUGUUAAAUUAGUUUAAAGCUACUUUAUAAAAAUUAGUAUUUUCAUUUUUAAUUUUUUUAAAAAGAUUUUAAAAAAUAUAAAUUAAUCUUAAAACUUUUGAAUUUUAAUCUGAAUUAAUAAAAGAAUUAAAUAAAAAAAUUAAUUGAUUAAGUGCGAAAACUGUUUAAAUAAAAAACUUUAACCUUUUUUUGUCUGUUAAAUUAGGUCAAAAUUCAUUUUAUAAAAAAUUAGUAUUUUCAUUGAUAAAAUUUUCCUAUUGAAAAACAAAUUGUUCAAUUUAAAUGGGGUUAAAGUCCCCAAAAAUGGAGAUUUUGCCGAUGCUUUGCUCAAACUUAAAGGGAGGGAGUAAGCCAAAACCAACUGGAGCUGAUCUUUUCGAGUUACUUGCAGGGAUGCUAAGUGGGCUUGAAGGACCUGUAAAAACACCAGGAAAAUGCUAUGUUGCUAUAAGUGGAUCAAGCGAAACUAUUGGAGCUAUUGUGUCUGAUGUUUCAAGAAUCCUUGAUGGAGACUAUUCAGCUGUUUCUCAAUUGAUUGUGGAUAUCGAAGCUCUUAAGCCAGAACUUGAGCCUAUCAGCAAAGUUUGUGACUGGAAAACCUUUAUUACAGCAGUAAACAGCUCAAUUCAUGACUACAAAGCAGUUGUCCUCAGAUACACUUUACAUGCUAAAGAAGUCGAUAAAGAUCUUGAAAGUGUCAAAAGCUGCUCUACCAAUUAUACAGCUUGUGGAUAUGGUAUUGGAGAUAUCAUUAGAAUCCUCAUUAGUUGGAAUUUAAAUAACCCACAACUCCAUGCUACUAAUUAUGAAACUACAGUUAAAAGCUGGGCUGUCAUUGCUGCAGGAUUUUUAUCAGGACUUGAAGGACCAAAUACGACCCCAGGACCAUGCUAUACAGAAUUAGAAAAGUUAGGAAAUUUGCUUCAAACACUAUUCACUGAAGGCAGCUCAAUAUUUGGUGGGAACUUUAACGUUGUUCAAGACUUCAUUAAUAAUGCUAAAGGACUAGUGCCUGAAGAAAAAGCAAUUGCGAAAAUUUGUCCUUUCAAAGGAUUGGUAGAAUCUAUUAAAAACAUUAUGAAGCCUGAUGGGUACAAAAUUGUUCUUUUAAGGUAUUAUAAAUACUACCAAUCAAUCAACGCAGAUAUAGCAACCAUUGAACAAUGCUCAGCUGAUUAUUUGAAGUGCGGAGAAAGUGCAGGGAAUAUCGCUUUCAUCCUGCUUAACUGGAACCUUCAGUAA
Blepharisma stoltei is the source of this 1975-nucleotide messenger RNA. NCBI's taxonomy places the organism in Eukaryota, Ciliophora, Heterotrichea, Heterotrichida, Blepharismidae. The record is from the annotation of a GenBank genome assembly.